Helobdella robusta is the source of this 2558-nucleotide messenger RNA. RefSeq lists its product as hypothetical. The record is from RefSeq and is a predicted model, not a curated record. Gene Ontology annotation, cellular component: cytoplasm. Gene Ontology annotation, molecular function: GTPase activator activity; protein binding. The transcript is spliced from 23 exons. Lineage: Eukaryota; Metazoa; Annelida; Clitellata; Rhynchobdellida; Glossiphoniidae. Gene Ontology annotation, biological process: signal transduction. The coding region runs from base 1 to 2391 and encodes 796 amino acids.
AUGGUACUCCAGCCACUUGAGUUCAGCGAAUGUUUGACUGACAGUCCGUACUUUCGGGAGAAAUUGUUAUGCCACGAGAAAGAACUGGAGAAGACGAGCAAGGCCAUCAAAGGAUUAGUGAAGGAGUGUCAGGAUUUGAUGACCGCUGCAAUCCAAUUAUCCAAGGCCCAGAAAAACUUCUCAAAAUUGUUGAUGGACUUCGAACUUGAAUGCAUUGGCUCUGAAAAAACUGACGAUGAAGUCAUGAUAGAGGGAUCUCUAAGAGAAUUUGGUCGAAUUAUUUCAUUAAUUGAGGAGAGUCGAUCUGCCAUGAUCGAAAGAGUUCAAAAUGCUGUGCUCGUUCCGUUAGAUAAGUUCAGGAAGGAAAAAAUUGGGGAAGCAAAAAAAAGCAGACAGGUUUUUGAGAAACAGACAAACAAAUUCUAUCAGACCCAAGAGAAGUACUUGCAAUUGAAGCCAAACAAAGUAACGGAGCAACAACUGCUAGAUGCCGAUGCAACGUUAGAGUUAGAGAGGCAUAGUUUCUGUCAGGAUUCUAUGACAUACGUACUAAGACUACAAGAGGUUCAAGAGAAAAAGAAAUUCGAAUUUGUCGAACUGCUCCUUCAGUUUAUGUACAGCUGGCUAACAUUCUAUCAUGAAGGAUAUGAAUGUUACAAUGACUUUCAGCCAUCUAUGAAAGAACUUAGUUCAAAUCUACAAAAAUGUCGGGCGAAUUUUGAUUCAACUCGUAGUGAGGCAGAAAGUUUGAUGAAAAAGAUGCUGGAUAAUAAGAAUGAACACAUCAUGAACAACAGGCUGCUAACCAAAGUUGGAUACCUCUUCAUGUUUGAAAAAAAAGCCUUAACAACUAGUUGGACAAAAUAUUAUUGCGAGUAUAACAAGGAGCAGAAGAUGCUGUCGAUAAUACCAUACAACCAACAGACAGGAAAUACAAAAACUGCAAGAGAGUCAUAUACACUGACAUCAUGCACUAGAAGAGCUGGCGAAAGCAUUGAAAGGAGAUUUUGCUUUGACGUUACCGUGCAUGAAAAGAGUCAGCCGCUUACGUUCCAAGCAAACUCCGAAGAUGAUAGGAGAUCGUGGCUGGAAGCGAUGGAUGGACGAGAACCUGUUUGCCUGCUGGAUGACAUUGGUUUCAGUUUCAUCAAAAAAUGCAUCCAAGCAAUCGAAAUGAAGGGCUUACAAGAUGAAGGGCUAUACAGAGUUGUUGGAGUCAAUUCGAAAGUCCUCAAACUUACUGCAAAGUUACUAGACAGGAAAAAGGCCGACAAGAUUGACCUUCUAAAUGACCCAGAAGGUGAUUGGGAGAUGAAAACUAUCACAAGCGCUCUAAAAAAUUAUUUCAGGGCUCUCCCCGAACCACUGCUUACUUUCAAGCUGCAUCACAAGUUUAUCAAGGCUGCAAAGCAGGAGUCAAAGACCCUUCGAGUGAACGACAUACACGAACUCGUCCACCAGCUACCAGAGUCCAACUUCGAAAUGCUCGAGUUACUCAUUGCCCACCUCAAAAAAGUGUCGGAGUAUAGUUCGAAAAAUUUGAUGGGCGUCUCGAACAUCGGGGUUUGCUUUGGACCCACCCUGAUGAGACCCGAAGAAGAGACCAUGGCCGCCAUCAUGGACAUCAAAUUCUGCAACCUGGUCGUAGAAAUAUUGAUAGAAAACUACGUAAAAGUAUACGCUUUUGAAGCGAAUGACGCGCCUUCUAACGCUGCGACACCAGUUACUGUUCUUAGACAGACGAAUAGUAGAUUCACGACAGUAACGACGACGACGAAUACGCCUGUUCAGCCAUCGCCCAUGUCAUCAAAAGAAGCUCUAGUGGCUCCGUACAAUCAGAUCAUGCGCAACCACAACCCAGCCAAUCGCAAUCAGUCGCAGCAGCCGCAGCCAUCUAGUGGCAGCCAGCCACGAUCGAUUUCUGCGUUUGCCAGCCCAUCCUUACAGCAAUCUUCCCAUUCGUUGACCAAUUACAACUUGAGAAGUUCCGAUUCUCCUAUUGAGUCCCUUAACUUCAGAUGUUCCAACACCAGCGUAGCCACGAACCAAUCAAAUUUCUCCACCACUCCCAACUGGCCAAUUAAAUCGAUCAACAACAGCAAAUGGGCCAAUUAUAACUCGGGCUUGGGCGGCUCCAGCGCCGAUGGAAUGAUGACUAUUUCUUCGGUUUCAUCUACUGGCAGCAAAGACGAAGGCAGUAGCAGAAGAAAUGCCAGGACUUUGUAUUCAUGCACGGCUGAGAACGAGUCAGAGUUGAGCUUCGAGCCGAACGAGAUCAUAAGAAAUGGUUGGAAUUUUCCAAAAAUUCUUUUUGAGCCUGGCUGGUUGGAAGGAACGCUGAAUGGCAGAUAUGGCAUGGUUCCGGCAAACUAUGUGGAAUUUAUAAAUUAAAUCAUUAAUAAUAAUUAUUAUUAUACUUAUAAUAAUAAUUAUAAUAAUAAUAAUUAUUAUUAUUAUAGCUUUAAUUAUUUAUAUCUCUAACUUAAUUAUUUAUUCAGUUAAUUAUUUAAUUGUGAUUGAAUGUGUUUCAUGUUUUUAGCGAAAUUUUUUCUCUUAAA